Clunio marinus is the source of this 1093-nucleotide messenger RNA. Lineage: Eukaryota; Metazoa; Arthropoda; Insecta; Diptera; Chironomidae. The record is from the annotation of a GenBank genome assembly.
GUAGACGUAAGCUUUAACGUAAGAAACGUAAACGUUUGCAAGUAAACAAUAACAAAUUCGAACUAAAAAUUCAUUUUUACAUUUUUUAAAAGCAUAGCAAGCUUAAGAAGAAUAUUUAUAUUACUGAACAUUUCACAAUGAGUGCCGCAUUCAAAUUAGCAAAGAAGAAAGUCAAUCAACAUGAUCUCAGAAGGAUCAUGCAAGAGCAGAAGUUAUCCAGAAACAGCGGAAAUUCCAAUGAGUCUAAAAUCGAUUCGCCUUUCGCCAAAUAUGACAAUGGACAACUUACUUGUCAACUCUGCAAAAGUGUUGUUCGAUCAGCAGCAGUUUGGAAAGUUCAUGUCAAUAGUAAGCAGCAUAAAGAGAAUCUUUCUCUUGCUAAACAGUUAAAAGAAAAGUUAGAAGCUAAGGAAACACCAGCGAUUGAAGAUCGUCUUGCUGCACUAAAGAGGAUGAGAUCAGUAACUGAAACUUCAGAGAAAAGACUCAAAACUCAAAACGAAUCCGUAGAUGGUUCGCAGAAAAUAAAAGAUUCCGUUACAUCACAGGCAACUUCAGCAAUUCCUGAUGACUUUUUCGAUUCUAAAAGUAAAAAUCAAUCAAACAAUAAACAAAGCUCAACAGCUUCCACUGCCAAUGAAUCUGAAGAUAAAAAUCAAAUUGAUGAGUCACUUCCAGAAGGGUUCUUCGAUGAUCCAGUUAAAGAUGCUAAAGCACGACAUGUUGAAGUAAGAGAUCAAGCUGCAGAGGAAUGGGAGAGGUUCCAAAGAGAAAUAAAGGAAGCCGAAGCUCUUUCGAUGAACAUCAUAAACGAAGAACAAGAAGAGGCAACUGCCGAACGUCAAAUCGAUGAAAUUGAUGCUCAAAUUAAGAAUUGGUCGAGGGUCCUCGAGUUAGAAAAGAAAAAAGAAAUAAUUGAAUCCAAGCUCAAACAGGGAAAACUUCAGAAUGUAGAAAAUCAAAUAACAUCGAUAGAUGAUGACGAUGACAUGGAAGAAGAAAUCCCAGAAUUUUUCGAUUGGAGAGCUAAGAAGAGUCAUAAAUAAUUUGUUUUAAAAAAUAAAUAAAAAAUUGAGAAGUUUAUUGAAAUAAA